AUGGUGUCGGGGACGAUAAUCCACAACGUUGGCUUCUUCUCGGCGUCGCGGGCACAGAUCCAGGACGCGGAGCGCAACCGCAGGAAACGAUGCGCCGCCUCAGCUGCCGCGAAGCGACGGGGGGAAAACGUGAAGGUGGAGAAGUUCCGCCCCAUCGACAUGCUUCAUGAAGACGAGCAUGGACAGUACUGGUCCUACCACCUCUUCGAGUACGGCAAGAACAAGGAGGGAUACUGGACCGGGCUCAGGAUGCUGGACCACAUGUCAGACGUGCUCGACAUGUUCACAGUUCUCUACCCUGAGCACAAGCCUGUAGGCCUCUUCGACUGGUCGUCCUGUCAUGACUGCAUGACGGUCGGCGCACCGUCGGUGAAGAGAAUGAACUUGGGUGUCGGUGGUGUGAGAAACGGAGAAGAGCUUGCGCCGAUGGACCCCGUGACCAUCCUCGAACAUACCCCGAACCUCCCAGCCGGUACGGUACAGCACUUGGUGUUUCGGAGGGGGGACGAUCCCCCCUUCCACUCCCCGCAUUUCAAGCCGGCGCAAUAUGUCGGAAAGUUGAAAGGAAUGCGGCAGAUUUUGUGGGAGAGGGGGCUCCUGGUCAAAGGCAUGAGUAAGACGGGGGGCUCGGGCGAAAAGCAGGACCUCAGCAAGAGCAUGGAGCACCACGUUUUGGGAGAGCAGAAGGACUUCAAGGAAGUUGAUUCUAGUCUGGUGCUGUUGAUGCAGCGCCACGGGGGGGCCUGUCUCAUGCUUCCUAAGUACCACUGCGAGUGUAACCCCAUCGAGCUUGUUUGGGGCCGAGCGAAGGACUGGACUCGAAAGAACUGCAAAUAUUCGUUGGAAUGCUUGCGCAAGAACGUGCCGCUGAGUUUUAGACCAGAGAAGGAUAGACAGGCUGUUUCGGUAGUCCAGGGCUACUGCAAGAAGGCGUACACACACGCCCUCAUGUACCGCGAGACGCGUGUGCAAGGGCCUGAGGGCAAGAAGACGUGCAAGAAGUACAAGUCGCACAGGUGCCCGACCCCGAAGGAAUUUAGGCCGUAGAGUCGAUGGCGCAUUCUUGUUCAUUGAGCUGUAUUUGUUCAGUUUUUUUCCGUGUUUCUGGUGGGAAUGUUGUACAAAAAUGGAACAUUUUUGUUGAAAACGGCCAAUUUUUGUGAUGUAUGUACGCUAUAGGUGCGGUAGAGGCAUUUGCAUAGUGUUUGAGGGCGUUCCUGUGCACGUGUGGGUGGUUUGGUGCGAAAAAAAAAAAAGGAUUAGCAACAUAUAUGGGGGAAAAGUUGCUCUAGGGUCAAUUUCGUGGGUUCGAGACCCGCCGCGAGCACCUUUUUUUCUUUCUUUUCCUCUUU
This is a messenger RNA of Ectocarpus sp. CCAP 1310/34, 1352 nucleotides long. NCBI's taxonomy places the organism in Eukaryota, Phaeophyceae, Ectocarpales, Ectocarpaceae. The record is from the annotation of a GenBank genome assembly.